Haliaeetus leucocephalus (bald eagle) is the source of this 1131-nucleotide messenger RNA. RefSeq names its product zinc finger protein 385C-like. Lineage: Eukaryota; Metazoa; Chordata; Aves; Accipitriformes; Accipitridae. Gene Ontology annotation, cellular component: nucleus. The coding region runs from base 438 to 1121 and encodes 227 amino acids. Gene Ontology annotation, molecular function: zinc ion binding; nucleic acid binding. The record is from RefSeq and is a predicted model, not a curated record. The transcript has 2 exons.
UCCGGUUACAAAUUUAGGAGCUGAUUUGGGGAAAAAGAACAAACAAACAAACAAACAAACAAAAUGUUUGCAGGCUUGCGCUCCUCCAUGGCUGUCACACGGACUCAGGCUCCUUGCUUAACGCCUUAAAAAAUAGAAUGAAUUAGCGGUGACUUAAAUUACUUGCCCACCCCCACCGUGCUGUGCCCGCAGGGGCAGGACCGAGCGCCCUGUCCCCAGGUGUGCGGGGAUUUCGGGUUCCUCCUUCCCUGCCUCCUGUAACCCUGCUGAGCUAUUCCUGGCUCUGUGGCCGGAUCCUCUCUGACCUUGGGCACGGCUCAGAUGCUGCAGCACGGCGGGUGACGCGUGCCCGGCUCUGCGGACUGUGCUAACGCCUGGGGACAGGCGACAGGCUCCAGCACACGCUUAAAAUAGCAGUUUCUCCGAAGGUCUGGCACAUGGAGAGAGCAGGGGGUCUCUGGGAAGCCGAGCAUUUCUGGUCUGCCUGCGAAGCGCAGCUGGCCCCGAGAGCUUGGCAGGGUUUGGGAACAGGCUGCCACAUCCCCGGCAAAAGUCCGGACUCCCAGGCACCUCCCUGUCCCCUCUGCCUCCAAGUGCUGCCGGGCACAGGUUGGUGGGGGGACCGGGGUCCCCGGGAGGGGGGAUGCACAGCGCUGUUGGGUGGGUUGCUUGGAGGGUCUCCUUCCUGCUGCCGCGGCAAGGCACAGGGUUUGUUUGCAAAGUCAGUGUUUGCCGAGUGUCCUCUCUGCCACGCAGGCGCCAAGCACAAGUCAAUGCUGGAAGGUCACAGCACCCAGAUCCGGCGAGGCCGAGGCAAGCUCCUCUCCCGGGCAGGGCACAAAUCCAAGCGGAUCGGCAACAAGGGGAGCAUCAACAUCCAGAACAAGGCGUUUCACUGCCAAGUGUGCGAGAUCUACGUGAACUCGGAGACCCAGCUCAAACAGCACAUGAGCAGCCGGAGGCACAAAGACAGGCUGGCGGGGAAGCCGCCCAAGCCCAAGUACAGCCCCUAUAACAAGCUGCAGAAGAACGCUGCCCUCGCAGUGAGUAUUCUCAAGGUAUCUGUCUCCCUGCAAAUUACCCACCCGGUUUGCUCUCCGAAAUGUUGUUUGCCAUGUUAGCCAUCUCUUG